Molecule: messenger RNA, 495 nt
Organism: Schistocerca americana (American grasshopper)
Lineage: Eukaryota; Metazoa; Arthropoda; Insecta; Orthoptera; Acrididae
Product: piggyBac transposable element-derived protein 2-like
Exons: 2
Coding region: 1-495 (164 amino acids)
Source: RefSeq, a predicted model, not a curated record
AUGGGCACCAUAAGGAAAAACCGAAUAAAGAACUGUCCUCUACAAGACGAGAAGCAGUUACUGAAACAAGGACGAAGCAGCUAUGACUACAGGAAGGACAGUCACUCAGAUCUCAUUUUAGUAAGGCGGGCAGACAAUAAAAUCGUGACACAUGCAAGCUCAUUUUGUGGUGUCCAACCGCUCUCAACAGUAAAACGAUGGGACAGCAAUGAAAUAAGAACAAUUGAUGUGCCCUGUCCCAGUAUUGUACAUCAGUACAACAAGCAUAUGGGAGGAGUUGAUCUUGCUGGUAUGCUGAUAGAGCUCUACAGAAUACCAAUGAAAACUAGGCGUUGGUACAUGAGAUUGUUUGGAUUUAUGCUAGAUCUGAGUGUUGUAAAUACCUGGCUGGUAUUUCGAAGCGAAUCUCUUGACAAGAAGACCUCAUUGAAGUCAUUCAGGGCAGAUAUUGCCAAUGGUUUGAUGUUUUCAGGGGAAAGGAAAGAAACCUUUUGA